Molecule: messenger RNA, 765 nt
Organism: Aspergillus niger
Lineage: Eukaryota; Fungi; Ascomycota; Eurotiomycetes; Eurotiales; Aspergillaceae
Exons: 5
Coding region: 1-765 (254 amino acids)
Molecular function (GO): protein binding
Source: RefSeq, a predicted model, not a curated record
AUGGUUUUGGCGGAGCUCAUAUCAAUCUCAACUUGUGGUUCUGGUUUAAUCUUCUUGCCUCACUUUAGUUUCGCCACUAUUCUUGGUUUGGGUAACCCCGGCGUGUUAAAGGCCGCAGCUGAGCAAGCCUACGAUAUCAACGCAGCUAACCAAGACGGGAGUUCUCCGCUCCGGUUCGCAGCGAACUGCGGUCAUGAGACUGCAUGCAGCUUCCUCGUUGCUCGGGGCAUUGACGUUCCCUUGCGAGGUGUCAGUGUCCUUGGGAAGGCUAUAGAAGGAGGAGAGUAUCACCUGUUAGAGGCUGCAUCCUCGCUUGGUUUUCAUGACGCCGCAGAUAUUUUCAUCAACAUGGAGAACUUUCAAUCCCAGCUUUACGAGGAUUACAACCAUGGAAAUUAUACGGGAAUCAAUUUUAGCCAUAAGAAAUGGGUCAAUUACCAUGCCGAAACCUCUCUGACAGUGGUUGAGGAGAAGUGCGAUCUGGAAGUUCUCACUUACUUGGGUGAACUAUCUGGACUUCAACCUGACCAUUUGCGGAAAUCACAACUGGCCAGCCUUUAUGCAUCUACUGGCCUACCUUUUCCUGGCAUAACUUCUCGGUUGACAACGGUCUUCAGAAUUGUUCUUCUAUCUCGAAACGCCGGGUCAGUAACACAUGUCAUCGAUCUGGUUCGCGGUGCCACAGCCCAUACAAUGGGUAGACGUCGCAGUGUCACCGCUGUACCGAUUGGGCGGGCAUGCCCAUCCUUAACAAGGGACAUCUGA